Branchiostoma belcheri (Belcher's lancelet) is the source of this 1496-nucleotide messenger RNA. RefSeq names its product glutamate receptor ionotropic, kainate 1-like. NCBI's taxonomy places the organism in Eukaryota, Metazoa, Chordata, Leptocardii, Amphioxiformes, Branchiostomatidae. The record is from RefSeq and is a predicted model, not a curated record. Gene Ontology annotation, cellular component: plasma membrane; postsynaptic membrane. Gene Ontology annotation, molecular function: transmitter-gated monoatomic ion channel activity involved in regulation of postsynaptic membrane potential; glutamate-gated receptor activity. Bases 1 to 1482 code for a protein of 493 amino acids. The transcript is spliced from 10 exons. Gene Ontology annotation, biological process: modulation of chemical synaptic transmission; monoatomic ion transport; synaptic transmission, glutamatergic.
AUGUUGACAGCCACUCCACGGACGCAUCCACAAGUCUCCAACGGUGACCCAACGCAAGGCCGUCCGUUACUACUGUCAAAGCUGUUAGAUCCAACCAAGAGCAGCAGAGGAGGAGAGGGUAUUUCAUUGCGAGGUAAACGUCUACGUGCUGUGACCAUCUUGGAGGCUCCUUAUAUGAUGAAGAAGGAGAAUGAGAAAGGGGAGCUGGAGUUUAGUGGAUUCGUGAAGGAUAUUGUAGAUCAGUUGUCAGAGAACAUGCGGUUCGAGUACGAGAUGUACGUGGUACGAGAUGGCACAUACGGAACACUAACAGAGAACGGCACAUGGACUGGGCUUAUUGGGGAGGUCAUUGAAGGGCGUGCAGACGUCGCCUUCGCUCCAGUCACUAUCAGUUCUGAACGGGAACAAGUCGUCGACUUCACCAACCCGUUUAUGGACUUGGGAGCGGGACUUCUGCUGAAAAAACCAGUCACCGAAGGAACCAAUGUCUUCGCCUUCUUGGAGCCAUUCAGAAGCACAGUCUGGUUUUCUAUCUUGGGCGCCAUUUUUGGUGUCGCCAUAUUGUUAUACGUUACCAGUAAACUUAGGUACCGGUGUAACGUUGGGAAGGACGACUAUGACAACGAUGCAAAGUUUAACUUCACAAACAGUCUCUGGCUGACAUACUGGUCAAUUGUUAGAAAAGGAGGAGAGCCUGCCCCCCGCUCCCUCCCCUCCCGUAUCCUGGCCGGUGCCUGGUGGUUCUUCACCCUGAUCGUCAUCUCCACCUACACGGCCAACCUCACGGCCUUCCUCACCGUCAAACGGCUCGUCUCGCCCAUCAAGUCUAUCGACGAUCUGGCAGGACAGACUGCGAUUCAGUACAGCGUCACAGAAGGCACAUUUCUGUACAGCUUCUUUAAAAGCCAAGAAGGGACUGGUUCUGUAUACGAGCGGAUGUGGUACACCAUGAAGGCCAAUGACCGCUUCCCGCCGACCAGCAUGAAAGGUGUGGACAUGGUCCGCAGCACUCACUUCGCCCUGAUCGAGGAAACGCCGUUCCUGGAGUACACAGUGAGAACUGACGAGGGAUGCGAACUGAUGUUGCUUGGAAAGCCCUUCCUGUUCAAAGGUUACGGCUUUUCCACGAAACGGGGAAGUCCGUUGAAAAAGCCGUUAUCAGUAGGGAUAUUAAAACUACAAGAGACAGGGUACAUGAGCGAGCUAAGAGACCGAUGGUGGCCAAAGAACGGAUGCCCGCUAGACGGUCAGACGUCCAAUGUCGACAAGGCCUCGGCCUUAGGGCUGGAAAUCUUCCAAGGUGUCUUCUAUGUGCUGGGAGCUGCAGCAGUGUUAGCCGUACUGGUGACGAUAGUACAGGUCGUGUACUACCGCUUCAUCAAGCACAGAAAACUGCCUGAUGCACCAGAGGAUAAAAAACAGCCGACGCACUACAGAAACGGGAUACUGCGCCGCACCACCACUGACGUAAACCUCUUCUGAGAAUAUCAACAGCG